CGCUGUUUACUGUGUUGGGUCAUGCAGAUGGUCAUGCAAAGAUACUGUAGUGAAGUGAGUUCAAGACAAAUGGAUGGGUGAAUACUGUCAGGAAUUGAUAUAUCAAAACAUUUAAUAAUGUUGAUGUUUUGUCCGACCUGUGCCAACGUCUUAGUUGUUGAGGAAGGUCCGAAGUCGUAUCGCUUUUCUUGCAAUACAUGUCCAUUUAUUCAUAACGUUACCAGAAAGAUUUCUAGUAAAAAGUAUCCAAAGUUGAAAGAAUUGGAUGAUGUACUUGGAGGUGCAGCUGCAUGGGAAAACGUUGACUCUACAGCAGAAACCUGUCCGAAAUGUGGACACGACAGGGCCUAUUUCAUGCAGAUUCAGACGAGGUCAGCUGAUGAGCCUAUGACCACCUUCUACAGGUGUUGUCAUCCCCAAUGUGGACAUAGAUGGAAGGAUUAGGUUGUUAUUGUCUAUUAUAGAUCUGAAGGAAACAAUCUAUACAAACACACCUGUAUAAUGUUGAGCUGAAAAAACUGACUUUAUGCACUUGAAAGUGCAACAAAUGUAAUUUGUGUUGUAAAAGUACUUUUCACUAUGUAUAUUUAAUAUU
This is a messenger RNA of Saccoglossus kowalevskii, 595 nucleotides long. Its product is annotated as DNA-directed RNA polymerase III subunit RPC10-like. Gene Ontology annotation, biological process: termination of RNA polymerase III transcription; DNA-templated transcription. The record is from RefSeq and is a predicted model, not a curated record. Gene Ontology annotation, molecular function: zinc ion binding; nucleic acid binding. Gene Ontology annotation, cellular component: RNA polymerase III complex. Lineage: Eukaryota; Metazoa; Hemichordata; Enteropneusta; Harrimaniidae.